Messenger RNA from Drosophila guanche, 203 nucleotides. RefSeq names its product protein new-glue 4 (gene ng4). The transcript has a single exon. The record is from RefSeq and is a predicted model, not a curated record. Bases 1 to 192 code for a protein of 63 amino acids. Lineage: Eukaryota; Metazoa; Arthropoda; Insecta; Diptera; Drosophilidae.
AUGCUGACGCUGGAAUUGAAAUUGAAACUGAAAUGUUUGCUCCUGUUGCUGCCCUGCCUGCUGAUAUGCAAGUUCUUCUACAGACCCGAGGACUUUACGGAGAGGGAUGUGUUCUACAACAGCUUGGACUAUCAUCCGGAGGACUACAUUGAUACGUUUACAACGCUACAGCAGGACGACUACUUUCAGUGAUGAGAAAUGCU